CAAUCUUCAUAUAACAUAUUUGUAUAAUUUUCAUAAUAAUAUUUAUUAAUAUAUUUAAAAUUUAAAAAAAUUUAAAAUACAAAAUAAAAAAUUUAAAAUACAAUAAUCAAGAUAAAUGGAACUAUAUUAAAAUGAUACAAUUACAGAAAUUAUUAAAAAGUUAAAAUUAAAUUAGAAUGUAUAUUCAAACAUUUCGCGGAUUCUUUCACUGUGUAUAUAUCCGGUUCAGUUCCAUAUAAAUGGAAGGAAUGACAGGUAAAUUGAAGAAAUUGAUGUAAAGUUGAAUUAUCGAACAAAGGAAAUUAUUAUACGAGGAAUUUUUUUAAGCUACAGUUACAAGUAUAUAUUGCGAUACAUUGCGAGUGGUUUAACAUUUGCUUUCAAUGGCGAAUCAUGAUGAGUUGGUCUCGCAGUUUAUAGAUACAACUGGGGUUGAACCUGAAGAAGCACGAUUUUAUCUUGAAUUAUCUAAUUGGCAACUUGAGGUUGCUAUUGACACAUUCUAUUCUCCUCCUAAUUUACCUUCAUGGUCUAAUGAAUCUACUGAAGGUUCGUCAGAAGAGGAACGUGCUGAUAUUUCAGAUAAAAAUCUAGGAAGUGUAAAAUCAUCGGAAAUGGAAGGGAAAUCAUCAAAAGAUAAAGUAAAACCAAACUCUAAGUUUGCAAUGCUUAAUGACCUUAAAGAUAGAGAAAGUAGUCCUGAAGAUGAGGAGGGACAAGCAUUUUAUGCUGGUGGUUCAGAACAUACUGGACAACAAAUUUUAGGACCAGGAAAGAAAAAGGACAUUGUUAGUGAUAUGUUUAAAUCUUGUCAGAGACAAUCAAUUGCUGCUGAACCAAAACCAAGUGGACAACAAAGACCAAAUACCUUUAGUGGUACUGGAUAUAAAUUAGGUCAAACUAGUUCAGAUACUGAAAUUGUUACUGCAACAUCAUCUAAUCAUCAACAAUCAAAUUCGGGAUUAAUUACUUUAAAAUUGUGGAAAGAUGGAUUUACUAUAAAUGAUUCUGAACUUCAUUUAUAUACUGAUCCAGAAAAUAGAGAAUUUCUUGAGAUUAUAAAACGAGGUGAAAUACCACCAGAAAUACGUCAGGAGAUACAAGGCACUGAAGCUCGUCUUGAUAUGGAAGAUCAUCAUCAUGAAACAUAUGUCCCCCCAAAAGCUAAAGUGAAAGUCUUUAGUGGUAAGGGACAUAUGUUAGGGAGUCCUUCUCCAGCUACAGUUGGUAUGACAAUACCAACAGACCUUGCAGAUCAAGCAGCUAAUGAAUCUCAGGCAAAACAAAAAUUAAAUUUAGAUGAAUCAAAACCUGUUACAACAUUACAAAUUCGCCUUGCUGAUGGAACUAGUGUAAAAGCUCAAUUUAAUUUAACUCAUACCAUUAAUGACUUGAGGCAAUAUAUAAUAACUAUGAGACCUCAAUAUGCUAUGAGAGAAUUUAGUUUAUUAACAAUGUAUCCUACUAAGGAAAUUACGGAAGAUAAAACUAUCGAAGAAGCUGGUCUACAAAAUACAACAAUAAUCCAACGACUGAAAUAAAUAUCUUUUCUAGAUUUUUAGUUAAGGAGUUUAAGUGAUGUAUUAAUUAGAUGAUUCUUAAAUAUACAUUGAAAUACUUAAAAAUGAUAUUUCAACACAUUUUAAUAAUUGAAUAGCACUUUAAAUAUUGUUUAUUUUAAUUUUAAGUAUGGUUUUUGUUGUAUAACAUUUUUGCUAAUGCAAGAAAUAUUUCAUUGGAGACGAAUCUAAUAUUAAAACUUCAAUUAAUAUGAAAUAAAAUUACAAAACCUUUGUAAAAUUUGCAAUAAAAUCAUUCAAUUUAUAUGUAUUUAUUAUACAGAUUAUUAUACAUAUUAUUAAACAGUUUAUAUAUAUGAGCAACUAGCUAUUACAAUAGUACAAUAAAGAAGAUAUGAAGAUUUCCUUUAAGUAUAGUACUAAACAAGUUAUAAAAAUGUUUUUAUACUACUUUUUUUGAUAAAUAAAGUAUUUAAAGUAAAAAAGUGUACUAAUACGUAAAGAAUAUUUAACAUAAAAAAUAAUAUUAGGAAGUUGAAAUAUUGGAAUCAUAAAUACUGAAACCUAAAUAAUUUUGCAUUGUAACAAAUUUUUAUAUACAUGUUAUACAUAUAUAUACAUCAUACAAUAUUGUAUUCUUAUAUUUCUAAUAUCUUAUAAUUAAAUUUUUAGACUAAAAUUGUCUUAUAAAUACAUUAAAUCUAAGCAUCAAUUGCUAUUGUUCGAUAAAAAUUUAUUUUUUGUUAUAAAUUUCCUAUAUAUUUGUGAAUUCUGUACAUCUUCAGUGAAUCUUAAAAUUGAAGUGUCUUCAGUGCCUGUUUCUAUAUUUGAUUUUCCAGGACAAUACUGAUAACGAUUUAAUGUGACUAAAUCUUUCCCAAUGUCACGUGUAUAAAUAUUAUUUUUUUUAAAUACUUCAUGUGUAUUAUAAAUAUAAAUUGGUCGAUUAUCAAGUAUACUUGAAUCAUAAUAUAACUUUCUAAAUAUCAUUAAUGUUACAUUUUUAUUGCUGUUUAUAUCUGUUUGUUGUGUACAAAAUGUCAAUGUCUUUAAUUUAUAACGAUCUGCUUUCAUUUUAGAUUUUUUAAAAUCUGUCAAUAAAUCUGUAAGGGAAUGAUGAUAUCUUAAAACUAUAUACUCUUCCCAAGAUAAUGUAGUAAUAUACAUAACUUUAUUAUAUGUACGGUACAAACAGUCUGCUUGUAUCAAGUCUUUUAUUAUAGUAGGAUGAGUAUUGAGGAAAGGAAAAUUCCAUGGCACUAUUGUAUAAGUAAAUUUCCAAUAUGGAUUUAGAGAUUUAGAUAGUUCUUUAAAAUUGCUAUUAUAUUGACUUGGAAUACCAAAAUCAUAUACUAUAAAAUUAUCCACACCAAUUAUGUCAUGAAACUGUAUAAAACUAAUCAUUUGUAAUGGUUGUAUUGGUUUUGUUAAAGAUGGUGUUAUGCAUACUCCAAUAUUAACAUAAUUUAAGUUAUGUGAUUGAUUUUUGAUUGGUAAUAUAGGUAUAUUGUGAAGAUCUGAAUUAGAUUUCGUAAGAAAUAUUAUUCCUAUUGGUACCUUAUUUUUUGUAUACGUACAAUAAAAAUGAUAUCCACUAUAAUCAAUAUUUUUAUCAGUAGUUGUACUAUUUAAAUUAUUACCAAUUAAAAGAUAAUUAAAGUUUCCUAAAACUGGUUCAAUUUCAUUUUCAAAUAAUAUUUGACAUUGCAUAUCUUUAAUGCUAUUUGAUGAACCAAAACCUAUUACUUGAAUUUCUUUGUCACGUAUAUUAUAUGCAGAAUAAACAUACAAAUCAUCAUUUAAUCUUUGCCAGGCAGAAAGUGGUUCUUCAAAUUUCAUAUCAAAUUUAGUAAAAACUGGUACAUUAUUUGUGCAAUUCAUUUCACUUCUCUGAUUUGGCUUACCAAAAUAAUUAAAAACUUCUAAAACGUAUCUUAAUUUGUUAUAUUCAUGUCUAUAAAAUAAUAAGGAUACUAGACUCACUAUGGCAAUUAUUACAAGUGCAGCCUGGUAAUAUUUUCGCAUAUUUCAAAAUUUAAUGUAAUAAAUAAUGAUAUAACAACUUUAACAAUUAAAAUAUACGACGAUUUCUAAUUUGGAAAUUGGAUGAUCUCAGGCAUAUAUAGAAUUCUGAUAUGCAAGAUAUGUUGACAUUUUCUUGAAAUAUUCCAUUUACCGUUUAAUCCAAUUUUUGAUGUGCAAUUGUUGAACUUAUUAUUCAUUAAAUUUUCAUUUCUUAGGCUAUAUUAUUAGGUUAAAUGCUUACAUCCUAUAUCUGUGAUAGGUUCAGUGCUUAAUGAUCAAAUAAAAACUGCAAGGUUAGUAAUAUUUCGCGCCAAUUUUUAAAAUUAUCAUAUACACAUACACAUAGGAAUACAAUAUUUAUCGUAAAUAUUUAAAUUUAAAUUUGUUCAAAUUUAUAUAUUAUAUGUUUUCUUCAAGAUUACUUUUAAAAUUUUCACAAUAAAAAAGACAAUGUAAAUAUUUUUAUACUAAAUUUAUAUUU
Heterotrigona itama is the source of this 4026-nucleotide messenger RNA. The record is from the annotation of a GenBank genome assembly. Lineage: Eukaryota; Metazoa; Arthropoda; Insecta; Hymenoptera; Apidae.